This is a messenger RNA of Talpa occidentalis (Iberian mole), 13106 nucleotides long. It is a transcript of the gene DNAH3, whose product is annotated as dynein axonemal heavy chain 3. Gene Ontology annotation, biological process: microtubule-based movement. Gene Ontology annotation, molecular function: dynein light intermediate chain binding; ATP binding; ATP hydrolysis activity. The transcript has 63 exons. Bases 739 to 12939 code for a protein of 4066 amino acids. NCBI's taxonomy places the organism in Eukaryota, Metazoa, Chordata, Mammalia, Eulipotyphla, Talpidae. Gene Ontology annotation, cellular component: dynein complex. The record is from RefSeq and is a predicted model, not a curated record.
UCGCGCCGUCCACCGGAAGCGUCGCGGGGAAGCGGCCUUGGCCCAGCGAGGCGCUCUCUUUCCCUCAGCCUUUUGGCGCCACCAUGACGAGAGCAAAGACGUUUACAGAUGAACGAACCAAGGCUCCGAGAGAGUUGCCCUCUUAGCUUCCUGGCGUGGAGUGAGAAUGCCCGGCCACAGAGGAAGGUGGCUUGCGGCUGAGAGAGGCCUUUCCCCGGGUCUUAGGGCUCCCCCCACCCCCAAAUACCCCGAACCAGCCCUCUGGAGCCGCCCUCAGGUCAGGACACACAGUGAUGAGGGUAUGAAGUUCAUGAGCCAAUGCGAGGCCCUUUCCAGUUAUUCAUUUGUUGGUUCAUGGCUGCUCGUGUUGUGGAAUAUGGGAUUUCAUGCUCAUUGCAGAAGGGCAGUGAAUUUGCUGUGUUCCUGGAAAAGUAGCAAAGAAGAAGAGUGGCCACCGCUGGAGGAACAGCAGCAAGCCCAGCAGAACCUAGUGCUGCCUCUUCAUUCUCUAGCUUCCCUUUUCUCUCUUUCUACCAGGGAACUCUUUGCAUGGCUAAAGUCUAUGACCUCAGAGGAGCAGCCCUGUGGAUGGAGCUUUCAGAACUUCUGGAAAGUUCCAUUUUCUGAGUCAUUCCCGUGAUGCUAUAAGGAAGUGUGGGCUUCAGAGCCACUAGUAGGAGAGGAAGAAACUGAGGGCUCUUUAUUCAUAUUUUAAGAGGGUCAGUUAGAAUAGACAACAUGAGUGACAAGGAUUGUUUAUCUCAGAAGAUCUCCAAAUGUGACUCGAUACAUCACAUGAGUCACUCCCAUGCACGGCCAGAGCUGCCCCCUCUGCCUGUUUCUGCUAACGAGGAGCCAUCUGAACUCUAUCAGACAGUCAUGUUGCACAGCUUCUACCCACCUUUGAUGCAGCGCACAUCAUGGACCCUGGCUGCACCCUUCAAAGAGCAGCAGCACCACCGAGGACCCAGCGACUCCAUUGCCAACAACUAUUCCUUGAGGGCCCAGGACCUGAAGCUGAAGGAUUUGAAGAAGGUUUCCCUGCCGGCCAUCAUCAAUAUCCCUAGGGAAAGGACCGUUCAAGAAAGACCAUCAGCAUAUAAAUGCUCACUAGAGCCCAGCAAGAAGAAACUGAAGUUCUUCUUCAAAGAGGAUUCCACUGGGUCCAUGUCCUGUAGCAACUCCGCCUUCCAACUCGUGAAGAAGUCACUAGUGCCACCUUUUGCUGUUCCGGAAAGCAGGCCCAUGAGUCCAGAAGAACAGAUUGGUGUGAUGUUACAGAAGGAGAUGGAAGUAGAAAGUAAAGAAACCAAACCAUCUGAAUUAGACUUGGAGAGAUACAGUUACUAUUUGACCCAUGGAAUCCCAAAAGAAAUGAUUGCUGCUGAGGAAGAGGAAGUGAUGACUCGGAUUUUAAAGCUGAUUUCUAACACACUGCUGACGAGUCCCAACCUGGAACCUCUAUUGAUCGUCCUGCUGAAAGAGAAGGAAAGUGACUAUUACAGCAGUCUCAUGAAAAGUACUGUUGAUUACAUCCUCAUGGACCCAAUGGAGAGAAAAAGACUCUUCAUCGAGAACAUCCCCCGAGAGUUCCCUCAAAGGGUGAUUCGGGCCCCGGUGCCCUGGCACACAGUCUACAAGCAGGCCAAGAAGUGGAACGAGGAGCACCUGCACACGGUGAACCCCAUGAUGCUCAGACUGAAGGAACUGUGGUUCGCAGAAUUUAGAGACCUCAGAUUUGUUCGAACAGCAGAACUACUGGCAGGAAAAUUGCCUCUGCUACCACAUGAAUAUCGGGAAGUGAUCCAGAAUCACUGCAUGGAAUUGCGUCAAAUUCUCCUCAACAAAUGGAUCCCCACCUGUGCACAGCUUUUUGUGUCUCAGAAGGAGCAAUGGGUCCAUUUUGCACCCAAGAGCGACUAUGACUCUUCUCGUAACAUUGAGGAAUAUUUUGCUUCGGUUGCCUCCUUCAUGUCACUCCAGCUCAGGGAGUUGGUUGUUAAUUCUCUUGAGGACCUCCUUUCCUUUUUCAUGAUACACAAGGAUGGGAACGACUUCCAGGAGCCCUACCAAGAGAUGGAGUUCUUUUUGCCUCAGCUAAUCAUGAUCAAACUUGAAGUCCAAGAACCCAUUAUUGUCUUUAAUCCAUCUUUUGAUGACUGCUGGCAGUUAAUACACAACUCUUUCUUGGAAAUUAUUAAGAACUCUCAGGGAAUCCCCAAGGUGGAAUCUGUCCUGUUCCCAGAAUUGAAAGGAUAUGAUCUGACUCUUGGAACCAUUAAUCCUGAAGAAAAUCUGGUUAAUGAUUUGGUGAAUCAAGCUUUAGAGAUAUUUCAGAAAAAUCAAGUUGGUCCCCACAAAUACUUAGAUGUAUAUAAAAAGUAUGAUGACUUGCUAGAUAACACAGCAGAGCAAAACAUCUCUGCAUUCCUGAAAGAGAAUCAUGAGAUUGAGGAUUUUGUGACGCGGAUCAGUGGUAUUAAAAAAAGAAGAACUGAAAUUGCGUCUAUGCACAUCACUGUGCCUUUGGCCAUGUUCUGCCUUGAUGCCAUGGUCCUAAAUUAUGACCUUUGUGAACGAGCCCAAAAUCUUAAAGACCGACUGAUUCAAUUCCAAGUGGAUGUAAACCGAGACACCAAUACCAGCAUUUGUAAUCAGUACAGCAUCAUCGCAGACAAAGUCAGUGAAAUUCCUGUCAACACAGAGGAGUUGGUAUUCCUUAUUGAAUUCUUAAAGAAAUCUAGUGAUAUCACAGUGUUCAAACUCAGGAGGCAACUUAGAAAUGCAGUUGAACGGUUGGAGUUCCUGAUGGACUAUGCCGAUUUGCCCCCUGAAGAUAUCAAACUGAACAGCACGCUGUUCCUCUGGCCAGACCAGAUUGAAGAUAUCUUCGAAAACUGCCGAAACCUCCUCAUGAGCAAGAGGGAUCAGGCAGAGAUGGAACUGAUUAAAAGGUGCUCAGAAUUUGAGUCGAAACUUGAGGGCUUCAGCAAGGAACUGGAAGGUUUUAGGAAGCGUGAAGUGAUGACUACAGAAGAAAUGAAGAACAAUGUUGAAAAGCUUAAUGAGCUUUCAAAGAACCUCGAUCAGGCGAUGGUGGAAUUUGAGUUGAUCAAUAAGGAGGAGGAACUGUUGGAAAAGGAGAAGAGUACCUUCCCUCUUCUGCAAACCAUCAUGACCAACAAAAUGCCUUAUGAGCAGCUAUGGGUGACGGCCUACGAAUUUAGCAACAAGUCAGAGGAAUGGAUGAAUGGACCCCUCUUCUCACUGAAUGCUGAGGAGAUUGUGGAAGAAGUUAGCAAUAUGUGGAGGACGAUAUAUAAGUUGACCAAGUCUUUUGUUGAUGUACCUGCCCCCAGGCGCUUAGCAGAGAAUGUGAAAAUGAAGAUUGAAAAGUUCAAGCAACACAUCCCUGUCCUCACUAUUUCCUGCAACCCAGGAAUGAAAGACCGGCACUGGCAACAGAUCAGUGAGAUUGUCGGCUAUGAAAUAAAACCCACUGAAACGACUUGUCUUUCAAAUAUGCUGGAAUAUGGAUUUGGCAAAUUCAUUGACAAACUGGAGCCCAUUAGCACAUCCGCCAGUAAGGAAUAUUCUCUGGAGAAAAACUUGGAGAAAAUGAAGUUAGACUGGGUUAACAUGUCGUUCAACUUCGUGAAGUACAGGGACACUGAUACAAGCAUCUUGUGUGCGGUUGAUGACAUUCAGCUGCUCCUUGACGAUCAUGUGAUAAAGACCCAGACCAUGUGUGGCUCUCCAUUCAUCAAACCAAUAGAAGCAGAAUGCCGGAAGUGGGAAGAAAAACUAGUUCGUGUACAAGACAUUUUGGAUGCCUGGUUGAAAUGUCAAGCCACCUGGCUGUACCUGGAACCAAUCUUCAGUUCAGAGGACAUCAUUGCCCAGAUGCCAGAGGAGGGCAGGAAAUUUGCCAUUGUCGAUAGUAACUGGAAAUCACUCAUGUCCCAAGCUGUGAAAGAUGCGAGAGUACUGAUGGCAGCAGACCAGCCACGGAUGAGUGAGAAGCUUCAAGAAGCCAACAUUCUGUUGGAAGACAUCCAGAAGGGGCUGAAUGAUUACUUGGAGAAGAAGAGACUAUUUUUCCCCAGGUUCUUCUUCCUGUCCAAUGAUGAGCUGCUGGAGAUUUUGUCAGAGACAAAGGACCCCCUCCGAGUGCAACCCCACUUGAAGAAGUGCUUUGAAGGAAUCGCCAGGCUGGAGUUCACAGAUAAUUUGGAGAUUAUGGGCAUGAUUAGCUCAGAGAAGGAAACCGUUCCAUUCAAUCAGAAAAUCUACCCAGCUCAAGCCAGAGGCAUGGUGGAAAGGUGGCUGCAGCAGGUGGAGCAGAUGAUGCUUGCCAGCAUGAGGGAAGUUAUUCGACUCGGGAUUGAAGCAUAUGUCAAGGUCCCGCGCAAUCUGUGGGUCUUGCAGUGGCCUGGCCAGGUGGUCAUCUGUGUCUCCUCCAUCUUUUGGACCCAGGAGGUAUCACAAGCCCUGCUUGAGAAGACCCUGCCAGAUUUUCUGCAAAAGAGCAAUAAUCAGAUCGCACAGAUUGUGCAGCUGGUACGAGGGAAGCUGAGCAGUGGGGCUCGACUCACCCUGGGGGCCCUCACGGUCAUCGAUGUCCACGCACGCGAUGUGGUGGCCAAGUUAUCUCAAGACAAUGUCUGUAAUUUGAAUGAUUUCCAGUGGAUCUCCCAGCUGCGAUACUACUGGAGGGAAAAUGAUGUAUAUGUGCAGAUGAUUACUACUGAAGCCUUGUACGGCUAUGAGUACCUGGGGAACUCCUCCCGCCUGGUGAUUACACCCCUCACUGACCGCUGCUACAGGACACUGAUGGGGGCUUUGAAACUGAACCUUGGGGGUGCUCCAGAGGGUCCGGCUGGGACAGGCAAGACAGAGACCACCAAAGAUUUGGCCAAAGCUUUGGCCAAGCAGUGUGUGGUCUUCAACUGCUCGGACGGCCUGGAUUACAAAGCCAUGGGGAAGUUCUUCAAGGGGCUGGCCCAGGCUGGGGCAUGGGCCUGCUUUGAUGAGUUCAACAGAAUUGAGGUAGAAGUGCUGUCUGUGGUAGCGCAGCAGAUUCUCAGCAUCCAACAAGCCAUUAUCCGGAAGUUAAAGACGUUCAUCUUUGAAGGCACCGAGCUCUUUCUGAACCCAACCUGCGCUGUCUUCAUCACCAUGAACCCUGGGUACGCUGGCAGGGCUGAGCUGCCAGAUAACCUCAAGGCUUUAUUCCGGACAGUGGCUAUGAUGGUGCCAGAUUAUGCCCUCAUUGGAGAAAUCUCCCUCUAUUCUAUGGGGUUUCUGGACUCCAGAAGUCUUGCCCAGAAGAUUGUAGCAACCUACCGCCUGUGCUCGGAGCAGCUUUCCUCCCAGCACCACUAUGACUAUGGCAUGCGUGCAGUCAAGUCCGUGCUCACCGCCGCGGGCAACCUGAAGCUCAAGUAUCCAGAGGAGCAAGAGAGCGUACUGCUGCUCCGGGCUUUGCUUGAUGUCAACCUGGCCAAGUUCUUGGCUCAAGAUGUUCCUCUGUUUCAGGGAAUUAUAUCAGAUUUGUUUCCUGGAGUUGUUCUUCCAAAGCCAGACUAUGAAGUUUUUAUUGAUGUGCUGAAUGAGAACAUCAAAAAGAUGAAACUCCAACCUGUACCUUGGUUUAUUGGAAAAAUUAUCCAGAUCUACGAGAUGAUGCUGGUAAGACAUGGCUACAUGAUUGUUGGAGACGCCAUGGGUGGCAAGACCUGUGCUUAUAAAGUGCUGGCCGCUGCUCUGGGUGAUUUAUAUGCAGCCAACCAGAUGGAGGAGUUUGCUGUGGAAUAUAAGAUCAUCAACCCCAAGGCUAUCACCAUGGGGCAGCUGUAUGGAUGCUUUGACCCAGUCAGUCACGAAUGGACAGAUGGUGUCCUUGCCAAUGCUUUCCGAGAGCAAGCGUCUUCCAUAUCUGAUGAACGCAAGUGGAUUAUAUUCGAUGGGCCAGUGGAUGCUAUUUGGAUUGAAAACAUGAACACUGUUCUGGAUGACAAUAAAAAGCUGUGUUUAAUGAGUGGAGAGAUUAUCCAGAUGAACCCCAAGAUGAGUCUGAUAUUCGAGCCAGCUGACCUGGAGCAGGCCUCCCCAGCCACUGUGAGCAGGUGUGGGAUGAUCUACAUGGAAGCCCAUCAGCUGGGCUGGAAGCCCCUGAAGGAUUCAUACAUGGACACCCUGCCCUCCAGUCUCACUGAGGACCAUAAGGAAUUGGUCAAUGACAUGUUUAUGUGGCUUGUCCAACCCUGCCUGGAAUUUACUCGCCUUCAAUGUAAAUUUGUGGUGCAAACAUCUCCUAGCCACCUUGCCUUCUCAAUGAUGAGACUGUACACUUCUCUACUUGAUGAAAUCAAGAAAUUCAAUGAGGAGGAAAGUGAAGGCCUUGAAGGCCCAACAAGUCAACAGAUCUUCCUCUGGCUGCAAGGCCUGUUCCUCUUUGCCUUGGUGUGGACGGUGGCCGGCACCAUCAAUGCAGAUGGCAGAAAGAAAUUCGAUGUGUUUUUCCGUAACCUGAUCUUGGGUAUGGAUGAUAACAAUCCUCGCCCCAAAAGCGUGAAAAUCACCAAAAACAACAUUUUUCCCGAAAGAGGCAGCAUCUAUGACUUUUAUUUCAUCAAGCAAGGUAGUGGGCAAUGGAAAACAUGGACAGAUUAUAUCACAGAAGAAGAGGAACAAAUUGCAGCUAAUGCAAAGAUCUCAGAACUCAUCAUCCCCACGAUGGAGACAGCGCGACAAUCCUUCUUCUUGAAAACCUACCUGGACCAUGAGAUUCCAGUGCUGUUUGUGGGUCCCACAGGCACUGGCAAAUCAGCCAUCACCAAUAAUUUUCUUCUCCGCCUUCCCAAAAACAUCUACCUGCCCAACUGCAUCAAUUUCUCCGCCAGAACCUCAGCCAAUCAGACCCAGGAUAUCAUCAUGUCCAAGUUAGAUCGGCGGAGGAAAGGAGUUUUCGGGCCUCCCUUAGGGAAGAAAGCAGUGGUAUUUGUGGAUGACCUCAACAUGCCAGCCAAAGAAAUCUAUGGGGCUCAGCCCCCCAUAGAGCUCCUGAGGCAGUGGAUUGACCAUGGUUUCUGGUUUAACAAGAAAGACACAACCAGCCUGGACAUUGUGGAUAUGUUGCUUGUGACAGCCAUGGGGCCCCCUGGAGGAGGAAGGAAUGACAUUACUGCACGAUUCAUUCGCCAUCUGAAUAUCCUUUCCAUCAAUGCCUUUGAGGAUGAAAUUUUAAGCAAGAUUUUCACUUCCAUCUCUAACUGGCACUUUGAGAAAGGGUUUGAUAUAGCAUUCUUAAGGCAUGGAAAGAAUAUGGUACAAGCCACUAAGACAAUUUAUAAGGCUGCAGUGGAGAAUUUCUUGCCAACUCCCUCCAAGUCACAUUACGUCUUUAACCUGCGAGACUUUUCAAGGGUGAUACAGGGGGUGCUGCUGUGCCCUCACACACACCUGCAGGAUGUAGAAAAACUUAUCCGACUUUGGAUCCAUGAAAUUUAUCGGGUCUUCUAUGACCGUCUGACUGAUCGUGAGGACAGAGAGGUCUUCUUCAAUAUGGCAAAAGAAACCACCUCUAAUUGCUUCAAGCAAUCCAUGGAGAAGGUCCUCAUCCACCUGUCACCCACUGGAAAGAUUGUCGAUGAUAAUAUCCGUAGCCUGUUCUUUGGUGAUUUCUUCAAGCCACAAAGUGACACAAAAGUCUAUGAUGAGAUCACUGACCUGAAACAGCUCACAGUGGUCAUGGAAUACUACCUGGAGGAGUUCAACAACAUCAGCAAGGCCCCCAUGUCCUUGGUCAUGUUUAAAUUUGCCAUUGAGCACAUCUCCAGAAUUUGCAGGGUCCUGAAGCAGGACAAAGGUCACUUGCUCCUGGUGGGCAUUGGGGGCAGUGGGCGGCAGAGUGCAAGCAAACUGUCCACAUUCAUGAACUCAUAUGAGCUGUACCAGAUCAAGAUCACCAAAAGCUACUCAGGCAAUGAGUGGCGGGAAGACCUGAAGACGAUCAUGCUACAGGUUGGCGUGAACACCAAAAGAACCGUGUUCCUCUUCACUGAUAACCAAAUCAAGGACGAGUCCUUUGUGGAGGACAUCAACAUGCUUCUGAACACGGGGGAUGUGCCCAACAUCUUCCCACCGGACGAGAAGGCUGACCUUGUGGAGAAAAUGCAGACAGCAGCCAGGACAGAAGGCGAGAAGAUCGAUGUUACUCCUCUUUCAAUGUAUAACUUCUUUAUAGAAAGAGUGAAAAAGAACCUUCACAUUGUCCUUGCUAUGAGUCCAAUUGGAGACGCCUUCAGGAACCGCCUAAGGAUGUUCCCUUCACUAAUCAAUUGCUGUACAAUUGAUUGGUUCCAGUCCUGGCCUACAGAUGCCCUAGAGUUGGUGGCCAACAAAUUUCUACAAGAUGUCGAGCUUGAUGACAAUAUUCGGACAGAGGUCAUCUCCAUGUGCAAAUAUUUCCAGGAGAGUGUGAAGGAUCUUUCGGUCGAUUAUUACAAUGCACUUCGCAGACACAACUACGUUACCCCUACCUCCUACCUAGAAUUGAUCCUAACCUUCAAGACGCUUCUGAAUAGCAAGAGGCAAGAGGUUGAUAUGAUGAGGAGCCGCUACCUGACAGGCCUGCAAAAACUCGACUUUGCAGCUUCACAGGUGGCGGUCAUGCAAGUGGAGCUGACUGCCCUCCAGCCCCAGCUCAUCCUCACCUCUGAGGAGACUGCUAAGAUGAUGGUGAAAAUUGAAGCAGAGACUAAAGAAGCUGAUGCUAAAAAAUUUCUGGUGCAGGCGGAUGAAAAAGAAGCCAAUGCUGCCGCUGCCAUUUCUCAAGCAAUCAAGAAUGAAUGUGAGGGCGACCUGCAAGAGGCGAUGCCUGCACUGGAAGCUGCACUUGCUGCACUGGACACCCUGAACCCUUCUGACAUCUCUCUGGUGAAGUCCAUGCAGAACCCACCAGGCCCUGUCAAGCUGAUUAUGGAGAGUAUCUGUGUCAUGAAAGGGCUGAAACCAGAGAGGAAACCGGACCCCAGUGGCAGCGGUAAAAUGAUAGAAGACUAUUGGGGAGUAUCAAGAAAGAUUCUUGGGGACCUGAAAUUCUUGGAGAGUCUUAAGACAUAUGACAAAGACAACAUCCCCCCUCUGAUCAUGAAGAGAAUCCGGGAAAGGUUUAUUGAUCACCCUGAUUUCCAGCCCGCCGUCAUUAAAAACGUGUCAUCCGCCUGUGAGGGCCUAUGCAAGUGGGUGAGGGCCAUGGAGGUGUACGAUCGUGUGGCCAAAGUGGUGGCCCCCAAACGGGAGCGGCUGAAUGAGGCGGAGGAGAAGCUGUUUAAACAGAUGCAGAAACUGAACCAGAAGCGAGCAGAGCUGGCACUGGUGGAAGACCGCCUGCAGGCCCUGAACGAUGAGUUUGAAGACAUGAACAUCAAGAAAAAGACCUUGGAGGAAAACAUUGAUCUCUGCUCCCAAAAGCUCAUCAGGGCAGAAAAACUGAUCAGUGGUCUUGGGGGAGAGAAGGACAGAUGGACAGAAGCUGCCCGGCAGCUAGGGAUCCGCUAUACCAAUCUGACAGGGGAUGUGUUGUUGUCCUCGGGGACAGUGGCUUACCUGGGGGCCUUUACCGUGGAUUACCGUGCCAAGUGCCAACAGCAGUGGUUGGCCCGAUGUAAGGACAAGGUCAUCCCUGGUUCCAGCGACUUCAGUCUCAGCAACAUAUUAGGGGACCCUGUGAAAAUCCGUGCCUGGCAGAUUGCUGGGCUGCCCAUCGACUCUUUCUCCAUUGACAAUGGCAUUAUUGUGUCUAAUUCUAGACGCUGGGCCUUGAUGAUUGACCCCCAGGGACAGGCCAAUAAAUGGAUCAAAAACAUGGAGAAAGUGAACAAACUAUGCGUUAUCAAGUUCUCGGAUGUCAACUAUGUGAGGACGCUGGAAAACGCUCUGCAGUUUGGCACCCCAGUCUUACUAGAAAAUGUAGGAGAGGAACUGGACACCUUUAUUGAACCCAUCUUGCUCAAAUCCACGUUCAAGCAGCAAGGGAUUGAGUACAUGAGGUUGGGUGACAACAUCAUCGAAUACUCCCAGGAUUUUAAGCUGUACAUCACAACCCGUUUGAGGAACCCACAUUACCUCCCCGAAGUCGCUGUGAAAGUCUGCCUCCUCAACUUCAUGAUCACCCCCUUGGGUCUCCAAGAUCAACUCCUAGGCAUGGUAGCUGCCAAGGAGAAGCCAGAACUGGAAGAGAAAAAGAAUAAGUUGAUUGUGGAGAGUGCCAAGAACAAGAAGCAGCUGAAGGAAAUUGAAGAUAAGAUCUUGGAGGUCCUCUCUCUGUCUGAGGGCAACAUCCUGGAGGACGAGACUGCCAUCAAAGUUCUGUCCUCCUCCAAACUGCUGUCUGAAGAAAUCUCUGAGAAGCAGAAAAUUGCCUCGAUAACAGAAAUACAGAUCGACGAGACUCGGAUGGGCUAUAAGCCAGUGGCUGUUCACUCUGCCACCAUUUUCUUUUGCAUUUCUGACCUGGCCAACAUCGAGCCAAUGUACCAGUACUCACUGACAUGGUUCAUCAACCUCUACAUGCUCUCGCUGGCCAACAGCCAGAGGAGCGAGGAUCUGAUCCUGCGCAUUGAGUACAUCACAGAGCACUUCACCCUCAGCAUCUACAACAAUGUGUGCCGCUCGCUGUUUGAGAAGGACAAGCUGCUCUUCUCUCUCCUCCUGACCGUUGGCAUCAUGAGAGAGAAGAAACAAAUCAACGAGCAGAUUUGGUAUUUCCUCCUCACGGGAGGCAUUGCGCUAGACAAUCCCCACCCCAACCCAGCUCCAGAAUGGCUGUCAGAGAAGUCAUGGGGGGAGGUCGUCCGUGCGUCUGUGUUGCCUAAACUGAGAGGCCUGAUGGAACACGUGCAGGAAAACCCCAAUGAGUGGCAGCACAUCUAUGAUUCAGCCUCCCCCCAUGAGGAGGACUUCCCUGGAUCUUGGAGGUUCCUUGAAGGAUUGGAGAGGAUGGUAGUCCUCCGGUGUCUGAGGCCUGACAAGAUCAUCCCAGCCAUUCGGGACUUCAUUGCUGAACAGAUGGGCAGCACCUAUAUCGAAGCCCCCACCUUUGAUCUCCUGGGAUCCUACAACGAUUCCAGUUGUUGUAUACCCUUGGUUUUCGUGCUGUCUCCAGGUGCAGACCCAAUGGCAGGCCUGCUGAAGUUUGCUGAUGAUGUCGGCAUGGGAGGUACCAGAAUACAGACCAUCUCCCUUGGUCAAGGCCAAGGCCCUAUUGCUGCCAAAAUGAUCAACAAUGCCAUCAGAGAUGGGACCUGGGUGGUCUUACAGAACUGCCACCUGGCCACCAGCUGGAUGUCCACCCUGGAGAAGAUCUGCGAGGAGGUGAUUGUUCCUGAGAGCACCAACUUCAGAUUCAGGCUGUGGUUAACCAGCUAUCCAUCAGAGAAGUUUCCAGUUAGCAUCCUCCAGAAUGGGAUCAAAAUGACCAACGAGCCCCCCAAAGGGCUCCGGGCCAAUCUUUUGCGCUCCUAUCUCAAUGACCCCAUCUCAGACCCCGUGUUCUUCCAAAGCUGUACAAAGCCAGUGAUGUGGCAAAAGCUAUUGUUUGGCCUUUGCUUCUUCCAUGCCAUCGUUCAAGAGCGGAGAAACUUUGGACCCCUAGGUUGGAAUAUUCCCUAUGAAUUCAACGAAUCUGACCUCAGGAUUAGUAUGAGGCAGAUCCAGAUGUUUCUGAAUGACUACCAGGAGGUGCCAUUUGAAGCUCUGACCUACCUGACAGGGGAGUGUAAUUACGGAGGCAGAGUGACUGAUGACAAAGACAGGCGUCUCCUGCUGUCCCUUCUGUCCACCUUCUACUGUAAGGAAAUCAAGCAGGACCAUUACCCUCUUGCUCCUGGAGACACUUACUACAUUCCUCCUCAUGGCUCUUACCAGACCUAUAUUGAUUAUCUCAGGAACCUCCCCAUCACGGCCCAUCCAGAAGUGUUUGGGCUCCAUGAGAAUGCUGACAUCACCAAAGACAACCAGGAAACCAACCAGCUGUUUCAAGGGGUGCUGCUGACUCUCCCAAGACAGUCGGGAGGGAGUGACAAGUCCCCUCAGGAAGUGGUUGAGGACCUGGCCCAGGAUGUACUCUCCAAGCUUCCCAAAGACUUUGACCUGGAAAAGAUUAUGGUGAAGUACCCUGUGGUCUAUGAGGAAUCCAUGAAUACUGUCCUAAGACAGGAGCUCAUCAGGUUCAACAGACUGACCAAAGUCGUUCGAAAAAGCCUCAUUGAUCUUGGCCGUGCCAUCAAAGGGCAGGUCCUAAUGUCCUCAGAGCUGGAGGAUGUCUUCAGCAGCAUGCUUGUGGGCAAAGUGCCAGGCAUGUGGAUGGCCAAGUCCUACCCAUCGCUGAAGCCCCUAGGGGGCUAUGUGGCUGAUCUGCUGGCCCGCCUGGCCUUCUUCCAGGAAUGGACUGACAAGGGGCCUCCUGUGGUUUUCUGGAUCUCUGGAUUCUACUUCACACAGUCUUUUUUGACGGGUGUCUCUCAGAAUUAUUCCCGGAAGUAUACCAUCCCCAUUGACCAUAUCGGAUUUGAGUUUGAGGUGACCACCCAAGAAGCAGUCAUGGAGAGUAAUCCAAACGAUGGGGCCUACAUAAAAGGGCUUUUUUUAGAAGGUGCCCGCUGGGACAGAGAAACAAUGCAGAUUGAAGAGUCUCUUCCUAAAAUCCUCUUCGACCCUUUGCCCAUCAUUUGGCUGAAACCUGGGGAGAGUGCCAGGUUUAUACAUCAGAACAUUUAUGUGUGUCCCGUCUACAAAACCAGUGCCCGGAGAGGCAUUCUCUCCACCACGGGCCACUCCACCAACUAUGUUCUCUCCAUUGAACUCCCAACAGACAGGCCCCAAAAGCACUGGAUAAACCGAGGGGUGGCCUCACUGUGCCAGCUGGAUAACUGAUGUCACUGUCUCAACCCAGAGAAUAAAAGGCAUUUUAUUCUCAACUAGACCCUAGCUUUCCUUUCUUGAGAGCCACAUGGUAUGAUGAUGGUGGUGGCGGUGAUGACAGUUAUAUUAAUAGCGUGCUUGCUAUGAGACACGUAUUACAGACCAGCCCUAUAAAGAGG